GGGCUCGCUCGCCGCGUCCUCCUUCCGCACAGCCCGGGUUUCCGCUUCCCUCACAGGCGCUGAGCGAGAGGGAGUGAGGCUGUGUCUCCGUCCCACCGCUCCGCCGUAGCCGUCGCCGCCAAGGCAGCCAUGUGGCCCCCGGACCCCGAUCCCGAUCCGGACCCGGACCCCCAGGCCGACAGUGGCUCCCGACCAGGGCCCGCGCUGCCCGCGCUGCGCGCCCUGCUGCCGCCGCGCGCCUUCCUCUGCUCACGCAAAGGCCGCCUCCUGCUGGCCGAGUCGGGUCUCUCGUUCAUCACCCUCAUCUGCUAUGUUGCAUCUUCCGCAUCUGCCUUUUUCACGGCGCCUCUGCUGGAGUUCCUGCUGGCCCUCUACUUUCUGUUUGCUGAUGCCAUGCAACUGAAGGACAAGUGGCAGGGCUUGUGCUGGCCCAUGAUGGACUUCCUGCGCUGUGUCACAGCGGCCCUCAUCUACUUUGCCAUCUCCAUCACAGCUGUUGCCAAGUACUCGGACGGGGCCUCCAAGGCGGCAGGGGUGUUUGGCUUCUUUGCCACAAUCGUGUUUGCUAUUGACUUCUACCUGAUCUUCAACGAUGUGGCCAGGUUCCUCAAGCAAGGGGACUCUGUGGACGAGAGCACAGCCCACAAGGCAGAAGGUGAAGAAGAGAAUUCUGACUCAGACUCUGACUGAGACCCUCCUGACAGCACGGUGGCCGGCGGGGGCAAAGCUUCGACCACUGCAGUGAUGGGUCGUGCGGCCAGAGCAGGCCUCCCCGCCACCCAUGUUCCACGUCCUUCCCUGCGCUGAGCACCUACAACCACACCCCUCGGCUAAGCCCUGUCAGGCACUGUGCACACGGGGCGCGCGUGUGUGCGCAAGGGUGCUCCCCAUUUCCGUCCCACAGGCCCAGCCCUUUUUACAGUCUCUGCCAAACUCUGGUCCAAGGAGCCCAUGCAGAUGGC
Molecule: messenger RNA, 962 nt
Organism: Ochotona princeps (American pika)
Lineage: Eukaryota; Metazoa; Chordata; Mammalia; Lagomorpha; Ochotonidae
Gene: CMTM3
Product: CKLF like MARVEL transmembrane domain containing 3
Exons: 5
Coding region: 130-690 (186 amino acids)
Cellular component (GO): membrane
Source: RefSeq, a predicted model, not a curated record